Molecule: messenger RNA, 2261 nt
Organism: Quercus lobata
Lineage: Eukaryota; Viridiplantae; Streptophyta; Magnoliopsida; Fagales; Fagaceae
Product: primary amine oxidase 1-like
Exons: 6
Coding region: 1-1998 (665 amino acids)
Biological process (GO): amine metabolic process
Molecular function (GO): primary methylamine oxidase activity; quinone binding; copper ion binding
Source: RefSeq, a predicted model, not a curated record
AUGAAAAUUCCAUUCCUUGUUCUGUCUUUUGUCCUACAAUGUUGCUUCGGGUGUAGUCUUUUUCACCCUCUAGACCCUCUCAACCCUACAGAAAUUGACCAAAUAAGGCACAUAAUUGAAAAGUUUCACCUUGGCUCUCUUCCUAACCUAACCUUUCAUUUUCUUGAUGUUGAAGAACCAGAUAAACAAGAUGUCCUAAAGUGGCUUUCUUAUAAAGAAAUCAAGCCUAAUCGUCAAGCCAAGGUUGUCAUUCGAGCAAGAGGUGAGACCUAUGAACUCAUUGUAGACUUAACCAUUGGCUCAAUCAUAUCUAACCAAGUCUAUAGUGGUUAUGGCUAUCCUCCUCUCACUUUUAGUGAGCUUUUUCAAGCUAGCAAAUUGCCUUUGAAGUAUCCAAAAUUCAAGAAGUCAAUUCUAAGAAGGGGCUUGAAUUUAGCUAAAGUUUCUUGUGUACCCUUUACAAUAGGUUGGUUUGGUGAACGUGUUACAAAAAGAACUCUCAAAGUCUCAUGCUUUUAUUGUGGAGGGUCGGUUAACAUGUUUGCAAGGCCUAUUCAAGGAAUAAGUGUACUAGUUGAUGUUGAUUCAAUGAAGAUUACAAUGUACACUGAUAGACUUAGAGCACCUGUGCCUAAAGCCGAGGGUACUGAUUUUCAUUCACCAAAAGGGAAGCAUAAUUCUACUACUUGUAACAUAACAAAUGGUGGGUUCACAAUUGAGGGCCAAAAUGUUAAAUGGGGUAAUUGGAAUUUCCAUGUGGGAUUCAAUGCUCGGGCAGGUGUUAUCAUAUCAACAGCUUCAAUAUUUGAUGACAGGAAAAGAAAGUUUAGGUGUGUGUUGUAUAGAGGACAUGUAUCUGAGACAUUUGUUCCAUAUAUGGAUCCUACAAGUGAAUGGUAUUAUAGGACGUUCAUGGACAUUGGUGAAUUUGGGUUUGGGCAUACAGCUGAUACUCUACAGCCAUUUUAUGAUUGCCCAGGGAAUGCUGCAUUUAUAGAUGGGUAUAUGGUUGGGGUAGAUGGACAAGCACAAAAGGUACCAAGGGCUAUUUGCAUUUUUGAGCGGUAUGCUGGUGAUGUAGCUUGGAGACAUACAGAAAUUAUUGUUCCAGGCAAAGUGAUAAGAAGUGGGGAGCCAGAAAUUACUUUGGUGGUUAGAAUGGUGGCUACAGUGGGUAAUUAUGAUUAUAUUCUUGAUUGGGAAUUCAAACAAAGUGGCACCAUCAAAGUUGGGGUGGAUUUAACAGGUAUACUAAUGAUAAAGGCUACGCUAUACACAAAUACUGACCAAAUAAUGGAAAACGAGUAUGGACCCUUAGUAGCAGAAAACACCAUUGCUGUACACCACGACCACUUACUCACAUACUAUCUUGACCUUGAUGUUGAUGAUAACGAUAACUCCUUCGUCAAAGCCAACUUAGAAACGAUAAGAACCAAGGCAUUGCAUGUGCCUGACCACGGCUCACCUAGGAAGAGUUAUUGGAGGGUUGUUAGUGAGACAGCUAAAACUGAAUCAGAUGCAAAAAUAAAACUCGGCUCGAAGGCAACUGAGUUACUAGUUGUGAAUCCGAACAAGAUGACUAAGAUGGGCAAUCAUGUUGGCUAUCGUCUGAUCCCCAAAUCAGGGGCAGGUUCACUUCUAUCAGACGAUGAUUACUCCCAAACCAGAGCAGCCUUCACUAAGUACAAUGUGUGGGUCACUCCGUAUAACAAGUCAGAAAAAUGGGCUGGGGGACUCUAUGUUGAUCAAAGCCGAGGGGAUGACACUUUAGCCACGUGGAGCAAAAGGAAUAGGGAGAUAGAAAAUAAGGACAUUGUGGUAUGGUACACGUUGGGGUUUCAUCAUGCACCUUACCAAGAAGAUUUUCCAUUGAUGCCUACGCUGAGCAGUGGUUUUGAGCUGAGGCCAGCAAAUUUCUUCGAGAGCAAUCCGGUGCUAAAGGUAAAACCACCUCAAGAUGUCAUGAGGCUUAAUUGCUCCAUUUUGAAAGUGGUCUAAGUCACUGGAUUACGUAGGCUUGAAGUGCACUUAAUAUUAUGCUUCAUUGUUGAAGGACACUUAAAAAAGAAAAAGAAGAACCUUAUUAUGAAGCUGCUUGGGAUGGGACCCCUUAUGUCUCAACCCAAUUUGAAGAAUGCUCAGUAAUGACCCCUUUUGCAGCAAUUAUUGCUUAUCCUUGCAAGGCAAUUGGCGAAUGGCAAUGGAAGGAUCCAAAGGCUGUUCUCUUUUGUCUUCUCUAAUAAAAUUGUUCAUAUAUUUAG